AGAAAAAGAAGCAAAACAAUCUAAAAAAACACAGAUUGGGAGAAAGAAAUGAGAGGAAUCGGAGGUCCCCUUUUAUGCAUCGGAGAUCUUCUGACCGACGUUGGAGAAGAAAAUGAACAAGAAGGAAUAGAAAAAACCUCACCUUCUUCUUCUCUAUCAGAUCUCAACAACAACGCUCUUCCUCAUCUCACCAAACUCUUUCAGGAAAACUACGAUCACCUUAACUCCGCGCUCAAUGCCACUGAUCAUUCUUGGACUUCUCUCACAUUGAAGUUAUGUACUUCUCUAGAUACUGCAAACAAGCUGGUUCAAAGUACCAAUUCAAAUGUUGCAUCCUUGUUGGAGAAGGUUGAGGAGCUUGAGAAAAUUGUCAAGAGAGGGGAUUCCGCCAUAGCCGCGACAAAGGCAUUUUAUGUUGCUCCCGAUAACAACAGCAGUGCCUUGAAGUGAAACAAGGUUAAUAAAGUUGUAUAUUAUGUCUUGAUGAUGAUUAUAGGUAAGAAAUUUUUCAGUUUAGGAAAUAUAAAAAGAUGUUUUCUCUUCAUGGAAACGAGAAAUUAAACUCUGAAAAGUAUGUAGAUUGGUUUUGUGUAUUUUGCAACACCAAACAUCUAUAAUCAAAAUGUGUGGUUUCUUCUAAUAGGCACCAGCACUAUUGGUCACUUGCUUUAUUUAUUUAUCUUUGCGUCGUUUAAUAUAGAGCGAAGAUUGUAAUAUCAUAGUGUAUCAAUGUUAAAUAUCACUUUUAUCUUGCGUUCA
Molecule: messenger RNA, 759 nt
Organism: Medicago truncatula (barrel medic)
Lineage: Eukaryota; Viridiplantae; Streptophyta; Magnoliopsida; Fabales; Fabaceae
Exons: 3
Coding region: 49-450 (133 amino acids)
Source: RefSeq, a predicted model, not a curated record